Molecule: messenger RNA, 1337 nt
Organism: Triticum aestivum (bread wheat)
Lineage: Eukaryota; Viridiplantae; Streptophyta; Magnoliopsida; Poales; Poaceae
Product: ervatamin-B-like
Exons: 2
Coding region: 14-1162 (382 amino acids)
Biological process (GO): proteolysis
Molecular function (GO): cysteine-type peptidase activity
Source: RefSeq, a predicted model, not a curated record
CCAUCAAAAUCAAAUGGCCCUUUUUUCCACGUCUAGAUGUUCUUGGUUAGGGCUCUGUGUGCUCCUUGUCAUGAGCUGCCUGAUGCUAGCCGGCUGCUCUUCGGAGUCGUUGCUGACAAGCGAUGAUGAGCACUUGGGCAACCAUCAUGAUCUGAUGAUGGACCGUUUCCACUUGUGGAUGACGGUGCAGAACAGAUCCUACUCCACCGCCGAUGUGAAGGCUCGCCGGUAUGAGGUAUACCGGAGCAACAUGAGGUUUAUAGAGGCCGUGAAUGCCCAGGCGGCCACCUCUGGGCUCACGUACGAGCUUGGGGAGGGUCCCUUCACCGACCUUUCAAGUGAAGAAUUCAUGGCGCUUUAUACCGGCCAGAUUCCAGAGGGUGACCAUGGGCAAGAUGGUGAGGAAGACCAGCAGAUUAUCACCACCCAUGCUGGGCCUAUGGGUCCUGCGGGCACAUAUUCUGUGUACGCCAACUUCUCGGCCGGCGCGCCGAGGAGCAUCGACUGGAGGAACAGAGGUGCCGUCACCCCCGUAAAAAACCAAGGGCAAUGUGGAUCUUGCUGGGCAUUCUCCACGGUGGCUACAAUUGAAGGACUGCACAAGAUCAAGAGAGGGACUAUUGUCUCCCUGUCGGAGCAACAGCUGGUAGACUGCGACUCCCUUGAUGGCGGUUGCAAUGGUGGCCAGACCAGCAGAGCUUUCCUGUGGAUCAAAAGGAAUGGAGGGAUCACCACCACAGCUUCCUACAGAUACAAGGCAUCCAGAGGUCAGUGCAUGAGGAACCGUAAGCCGGCGGCAACAAUUAUUGGCUCGAGGGCAGUCAAGAGCAACAGCGAGGUGUCACUGAUGAACGCCGUGGCAAACCGUCCUGUAGCCGUUGCCAUCUCGGUAGAUGGCAAGCACUUCCACCACUUCAAGCUGGGCAUCUACAAUGGGCCAUGUGGUGAUGGUAAGCUCAACCAUGCUGUCACCGUAGUAGGUUAUGGGCAACAGAAACAAAACGGGGCCAAGUACUGGAUCGUGAAGAAUUCAUGGGGGGGCACAUGGGGUGACAAAGGCUUCAUGCAAAUGAAGAGGGGAACAAAGAAUCCAUCAGGGCAGUGUGGCAUUGCGAUGCAGCCAGUUUUUCCCCUUAUGAAAGGUGGAAGAACGACUGAUUAAGCCGUGCUUGCUUUAUAUCCAGAUCCAUCCAUUUCAAUUUAUCAAACUUCGUAAUACAGGCCUGCAGGUGCACAGUGCCUACGUAGGUUGCAUGUGCUACUUUUGGUCUAGGUGUGUACUCCGUUUUGAAAAUAAGGAUCUGUAUGUACUAAAUUUUAAAUUUCUGUAAUUUGGU